AUGAAGGGGUCGUUGAUCGCCACCACCUCCACUUUUCCACCUUUGGCGGCGGCUCGAGUCACCAAACGGCCGAUACGCCAAAACUUUGGAUCUGUUUAUCUGGUGUUUGUUUUUCAGUUUGACUCCACCCACAGUUUGUGGAAACAUGGUGAGGUGAAGGCAGAGGGCGGGAAACUGGUCAUCGGUCGCAUGCGCAUCACGGUUUCCACGAGAGAGACCCCGCCCAUCCGCUGGGGCGACGCCGGCGUCGACUAUGUGGAGUCGACCGGCGUCUUCACCACCAUUGAGAAGGCGUCGGCUCACCUGAAGGGCGGGGCUAAGCGGGUGGUGAUCUCCGCCCCCAGCGCUGACGCCCCCAUGUUCGUGAUGGGCGUCAACCACGAGAAGUACAACAACUCCCUGAAGGUGGUCAGCAACGCCUCCUGCACCACCAACUGCCUGGCUCCGCUGGCCAAGGUCAUCAACGACAGCUUCGGCAUCGUGGAGGGGUUGAUGAGCACCGUCCACGCCACCACCGCCACACAGAAGACGGUGGAUGGUCCGUCAGGGAAGAUGUGGAGGGACGGACGUGGUGCGUCUCAGAACAUCAUCCCCGCCUCCACCGGUGCCGCCAAAGCCGUGGGGAAAGUCAUCCCAGAACUGAACGGUAAACUGACAGGGAUGGCGUUCCGCGUGCCCACGCCCAACGUGUCCGUGGUGGAUCUGACAGUUCGUCUGCAGAAACCUGCCAAGUACGACGACAUCAAGAGGGUGAUCAAGGCGGCGUCUGAGGGAUCCAUGAAGGGGAUUCUGGGAUACACCGAGGAGCAGGUCGUGUCCACAGAUUUCAAUGGCGACCCUCACUCCUCCAUCUUCGACGCCGGCGCCGGCAUCGCACUCAACGACCACUUUGUCAAACUUGUGUCCUGGUACGAUAAUGAGUUCGGUUACAGUAACCGUGUGUGUGACCUGGUUCAUCACAUGUUCACUAAGGAGUAACUCCAGUGUGGCACACCGGCCUUCCCAUCAGCCCCUCUUCCUUCCCAUCAGCCCCUCUUCCUU
Messenger RNA from Sphaeramia orbicularis (orbiculate cardinalfish), 1041 nucleotides. Its product is annotated as glyceraldehyde-3-phosphate dehydrogenase-like. Gene Ontology annotation, molecular function: glyceraldehyde-3-phosphate dehydrogenase (NAD+) (phosphorylating) activity; NAD binding. Gene Ontology annotation, cellular component: cytosol. NCBI's taxonomy places the organism in Eukaryota, Metazoa, Chordata, Actinopteri, Kurtiformes, Apogonidae. Gene Ontology annotation, biological process: glycolytic process. The record is from RefSeq and is a predicted model, not a curated record.